AUGCUUGACUUAAUCAACAAGCAAGAACUCGAAAAAUCAUGGUUAACUCAAGAACAUCCGGCUGUGAUCGGCACCCUUUCAACAAUUGCGAGUCUACCUGUUCCAGAUAAUACUAAUAACACUUACAAGUUUUUACCGAAGGAAAUAGAUUUGCUUCCUAAUGGUAAUAGUAUUAUACUUAGUAUACACGUCGAUGAACCAACUUCUCCAGGUCAUUUCGUAUCCGUGAAUGCAUUUGAUGCAGAAUAUGAUCCAUGGCUUUAUGGUUCAGUUCCUAAAAAUGAAAACGAGACACCAUUUGUCAAAUCACUCGAAUAUAUGAACCAAUAUUUUUUAUCAGGAGAUCUUGAUUAUCGUUUAACGUAUUCUAGAAAAGUCAGAAAAACAAUAGCUAAUUCAAAUUUAAAUUUGAUCGGUCUUGGUUUCAGUCACGGUCUCUGGACAAAUUACAAUACACAAGUUUAUAUUGAGUCAAAAAUGCAUGUUUUCCCAAAGAAUUUGACGACCGACUCGAAUCUUUUGAUAAAAUUGGAGCUUUCCCCACAAAGCUUUAUUCUAGAAGAGUAUCGGGAGCAAAGGAGUAAUACUGUUAUAUCCAUACUAGGAACUAUUUUUGGCUAUUGUAGUGCCAUGAUGUCUCUUUAUUCAUUUGCAUUUAGAUCAGAUGAAAUUACUCCAGAGGGUUUAGUAGAGUUCAAAUGCCGGGGGUUCAAAAAGAAAACUAACGAUAUACAGACUUUUAUUUUAAAUACAUCAUCCGUUUCCAUUGCCUCUUUGGAGUAG
Molecule: messenger RNA, 783 nt
Organism: Entrophospora candida
Lineage: Eukaryota; Fungi; Glomeromycota; Glomeromycetes; Entrophosporales; Entrophosporaceae
Source: the annotation of a GenBank genome assembly